CCUUAUACUAUCCUAGAAAAUAUGGGCCACGUUCAUUUGAAGAUAGACCUUUUCAAUUUGAAAUAAGAUCCUAUUAACUGAUCAUAUAAAUGCCCAAAAUCUCUUGAAGAUUGCCAUUGUGCAAUCACCAUCAGCAACCAUGAAAAGAUUUUGUAUUUUCUUUCUUCUCCUUCUACCUCUUUUAGCCUCAUGCACAAAGAAAAAGAGCUACAUAGUAUACUUUGGAGAGCAUAGUGGAGAGAAAACACAUGCUGAAAUAGAAGAAACUCAUCUCUCAUAUUUGAACUCAGUGAAAGAAACUGAGGAAGAAGCUAUAGAUUCUCUUAUUUACAGCUACAAGCACAGCAUCAAUGGUUUCGCUGCAUUGCUAACCCCAGAAGAAGCCUCCAAACUGUCUGAGUUGGAAGAAGUGGUUACUGUGUAUGAAACCAAGCCAGGAAAGUACUCAACGCAAACUACAAGGUCAUGGGAAUUUGUAGGCUUGGAAGAGGGAGACGGACACUCCUCGAAAAAUCGCUCCGUUGGGGAAAGAGAAUUACCAUUGAAGGCUGGAUUUGGCAAAAAUGUGAUUGUGGGGGUCAUGGAUAGUGGUGUGUGGCCAGAAUCCAAGAGUUUCAGUGAUGAAGGCAUGGGACCCAUUCCAAAAUCAUGGAAGGGAAUCUGCCAAAGUGGGGUUGAUUUUAACUCAUCCCACUGUAACAAGAAAAUUAUCGGAGCUAGAUACUACAUUGAGGGUUACUUAAACUACUACAAAAAACUCAAUGCCACCGAGGACAUCAUGUCACCGCGUGACUUGGACGGCCACGGAACUCACACGGCGUCCACAGUUGCCGGAAGGCAGGUGCAUGACGUCGCUGCCUACGGUGGUUUCGCCAGCGGAACAGCCUCGGGCGGGGCACCAUCAGCACACCUGGCCAUAUACAAGGCCUGUUGGGCGAUUCCUAAUCAAGAAAAAGCAGAAGGCAACACAUGUUUCGAAGAAGAUAUGCUUGCAGCCAUAGACGACGCCGUGAAGGAUGGAGUCCAUGUAUUAAGCAUGUCCAUUGGUACCACCGAGCCAAUACCGUACGCGGAAGAUGGCAUUGCCAUUGGUGCUUUACAUGCUGUCAAAAACAACAUUGUAGUUUCUUGUUCUGCUGGUAACUUAGGUCCUGCUCCGGGUACCUUGUCCAACCCUGCUCCUUGGAUUAUUACUGUUGGUGCUAGUAGCCUGGAUCGUGCGUUUUUGGGGCCUAUUGUGCUUGGAAAUGGCAAGAAGAUUGUCGGGCAAACUGCUACUCUAUACAAGCUAGACAAAAUGCACCCAUUAGUGUAUGCAGCAGAUGUGGCGGCUCCAGGAGUUCCCAAGAAUGAAUCAAACCAAUGCCUCCCUAAUUCUCUUUCUCCUGAGAAGGUAAAGGGGAAGAUAGUGUUGUGCAUGAGAGGGCUUGGAAUGAGAGUUGGAAAAGGCAUGGAGGUGAAAAGGGCUGGUGGUGCUGGUUUUGUCUUAGGAAAUAGUCCACAAAAUGGCAAUGACAUAUCAGUGGAUGCUCAUGUUCUUCCAGCAACUGCUGUGGAUGCUAACGAUGCAAUUGAAAUUAUUAACUACAUUAAGUCUGCCAAUAAGCCAACGGCUAUCAUUGCAAAGGCAAAGACUGUGUUAAAUUAUUCACCCGCACCUUCCAUGGCUGCAUUCACUAGUAGGGGUCCAAAUGUCCUUGAUCUUAAUAUUCUCAAGCCUGACAUCACAGCGCCAGGGUUAAAUAUCUUGGCAGCAUGGAGUCGAGGAUCUUCGCCUACAAAAUUGUGGGCUGAUCAUAGAAUCGCGGAUUAUGUCAUUGAGUCAGGAACUUCUAUGGCUUGUCCCCAUGUUUCUGCUGUAGCUGCACUUCUUAGAGCCAUAUAUCCUAAAUGGAGCAGUGCAGCCAUAAGAUCUGCCAUAAUGACCACAGCCUGGAUGAAAAAUAACAAGGGUCAGUCUAUAAUCGAUCCAUCAGGUAAAAUUGCAGAUCCUUUCCAAUUCGGUUCUGGUCACUUCCGACCAGCCAAGGCAGCAGACCCUGGUCUAGUGUAUGAUGCAUCCUAUGACGACUACAUUGCCUACCUUUGCAACUAUGGAUAUUCAAAAGUGGGCGAUUAUCAUUGCCCAAAAAAAGCAACAUUGGAGCCAACAUACAAUUUGAACUAUCCAUCGGUUUCAAUUCCUAAACUGAAUGGCACUGUAAUAGUUAAGAGGAAUGUGACGAAUGUUGGUGCUGCCAAAAGUGUCUACUUCUUCACUGCCAAACCACCUAAGGGAAUUUCCAUUAAAGCCUCGCCAAGUAUUUUGUACUUCGAUAAAGUUGGGCAAAAGAUAAGCUUCACUUUAACAGUUAGAGCAAGAGAUGCUCAUACUGCAAAGAAGUAUUAUAAGGAUGACUUUGCCUUUGGCUGGUACACUUGGACUGAUAGUUAUCAUUAUGUGAGAAGCCCCGUUGCAGUGUCUCUAGCAUAGGCUUUUCUUCUUUAUUUAUUCAUUCUGUUUCAGGAUUUUUAGAGUACGAGCAUGAAGAACAUUCAAGAUUUUUCAUCAUUGAAUAUUUUAUAAUUUGGUUGGCUAGAACUUGAAUAAUAAUUUUAGUUUCUUGAUA
Hevea brasiliensis (rubber tree) is the source of this 2609-nucleotide messenger RNA. RefSeq names its product subtilisin-like protease SBT5.6. Gene Ontology annotation, molecular function: serine-type endopeptidase activity. The transcript has 8 exons. Gene Ontology annotation, biological process: proteolysis. NCBI's taxonomy places the organism in Eukaryota, Viridiplantae, Streptophyta, Magnoliopsida, Malpighiales, Euphorbiaceae. The record is from RefSeq and is a predicted model, not a curated record. The coding region runs from base 140 to 2473 and encodes 777 amino acids.